Messenger RNA from Funneliformis geosporum, 1812 nucleotides. NCBI's taxonomy places the organism in Eukaryota, Fungi, Glomeromycota, Glomeromycetes, Glomerales, Glomeraceae. The record is from the annotation of a GenBank genome assembly.
AUGUCUCGUGGUAAUAUUGAUAAAAGUUUAUCUUACAAAAAGAAAGGAAAGCGUGCCGGAGUCGGUGGUGGCGGUUUAGCGACCACAGAUGAGCUAUGUUAUAUAAAUGAAAUUCCUAUAGAAUUAAUUACUCACAUUGUUUCUCUACUUGAUCCGAAAGAACUAAGCACAGCGGCUCAAGUAUGUAAACAUUGGCGAUGGAUCAUCACUGAUGAUUCAUGCUGGAAGAGUGCAUUCAUUCAAUUUUUCGGAUGUCUCCCAUAUAGACGAUUAGCAAGCGAUAGUUGGAAGAAUGAAUAUAUUAUUCGUACAAAAUUACUUAGAAAGUGGGAAAUUGGACGAGGAGUAGCUCUAAGUUUUGAUCCAAGAGUUGGUGUAAUUCAUAAUCUUUAUGUUGAGUCUGUUAAUUCUUGGAUGUUAGCUGGUUCUUUAGAAAAAGGCAUGGUUUCAAGAUCUGAUCCUAACACAGGAAAGAUUAGCAAGGAUAUUAUAUUUUCGACACAGGAGCAUGUUAGUCAUAGCAUCUCUGCUAUGUUAAUAGAUAGGUAUAGGAUCCUUUGGGGAUAUAAGUCAGGCGCAGUUGGACUUACUACCUUGAAUAAACAGGGUUUAAAUCGAUUUUUCAAACAAUUUCUUGAUUUCCAUGCAGGACCAGUUUCGGUUUUUGCUUGGUCAAACCAACUCACGAAUACUGUUGUGAGUGGUGGUGAAGAUGGUUUAGUUAAUCUCUGGGAUAUUAAUUCUGGAAGAUGCAUUGAAAGUCUUCAUACAGAUGAAAGUCAUGGUAUUGAAAAAAGGAUCACCACUUUAGCGUGGAAUGUGAAGAAUUAUAUAAUAGCAGGAACAGCAAAUGGCACAGUUCAUAUUUGGUCUUUGGAUUCCACAAUCAUAUCUUCAUCUGAUAAUUCUCAACGUAUCGAAAAUAUCCCGCAUGAUAAAAUCGUUGGUAAAAGUGGAGUGAUUUCAUUGCAUUAUGUUGAAUCUUCAAAUGCUUUGAUCGUAGCGUAUGAAGGAAUUUCAGAAAUAAAGCAAUUUGAUUUGAAGACAUUGAAGUGUAUUUGUGUGUUCGAGGAUGGUCAUCUAGGAAAUGUGACAUGCACUGUAAUUGAUAUACAGGAAAAUAAGGGUAGUUCAAAUGAUGGUGGAAUCAAACCAUUAAAUAUUCUAGCAAGUGGGGAUUCUAUGGGUGUCGUUUGUUUAUGGAAAAUUGAUGGUGAUAAAGAUGGAAUUCAUAAACCUUUUAGAGUUUUCGAAGGGCGACUUUCGCCUAUUACUGCUAUUCACUUUGAUGCCUUUAAGAUAAUAACUGGAAGUUUGGAUGGGUCUGUAAUCGCAUUUGAUCCAUUGACUUCGAAAGAGAUUCGUAUACUGUAUCAAAGGUCUCGAAGAACAACUAAUAGGACCGUGCAAGCACAGGAUGGUACCUUGGCUGUAACUUGUAUUUAUUCGAAAGACUAUCGAACUGUAGCGACCAUUGGAGGCCAGAUAAAGACUUGGGAUUUUUCAUCUGGCAUUGUUAAAGGAAAUAAAGCUAAAACUUCAAAGAAAAAAAACACUUCCGUAUCAACACCUAAAUAUAUGAAAUUAAAGGAUGACGUAAGAGAAUCGGCACAAAUAUUUGAGUUAGAAAAGCAAGAAUAUGAGGAACAUCUUGCAAAAAUGCAAGAAUAUACACCAAUUUCUGGAUUAACAAAUGAAGAAAUGUUAGCAUAUGCUUUAAUGAUUUCUAAAGAAGAAAAUCAAACCGAAGAUGAUCAAAUUGCUGAAGCUUUAAGAAGGUCGCUGGAAAUUCAGGAGAAACAUGAGAGAUAG